AUGGUCCUCUACACAAUUCCUCCUCAGGAAGAAGAUGAGACUGUAUGGGUCAAGUUACACUUUGUCAGGCUAAAACAGCCUCAUCAUCGGCUCAGAAACUGGCAGGGAAUGUGUCCCCUCUUUAAACAGCUACAGGAUAAUAUGCAGGAGAGCCAGUCCCAGAACCUACUUCAAAGCAGAGGACAAGAAAUCCAAAUGAAACGAUUCCCACAGAAGGACACCCCACUGAACAAGAUGUCAGCUUUUAGCAGACGAAAACAGUCUCCCAAUCAGAGCGAUAAUAAGAGCCCUUCUGUGGCAAUUAAAGGCAGACAACAGGCUACUCAUGAUGUUAAUAAACGACGGACCCUUUUGCAAGAUAACAGCUGGAUAAAGAAGAGACCUGAAGAGGAAAGUGCUGAUGAAAACUAUGGACGGGCUGUGCUUAAUCAAUACAAAUCCCAAGAUGGUCUACACAGAAGUAGCACAAAUGAAAAGGAAGAUCAGAAAGCUGUACUUGGACGAUACAGAUCUGAUACUACCUUGGACAGGCAGUCUUGGACUCCUAAUGCAUCAUCCACAAACACUGCUGCGACUUCUCCAAUCAAGAAAAAAAGGCAAUCUUGGAUGCCUCCUCCAGUUUCAAGUAGUACAACCACAACAGAAACAGUGGACAACAAACAGGCUGCCUUUUCAUCAGAACAGGUGACCCCUCAGAAAUCCAAGACUGAUGAAAAGGAUCAAGCUACAUCAAGAGAUGAAGACCUUGGUGAUCACACAGAAGUAAAGUCUGCUGAUGACCAAAGUAAAAAGCGGGUAACUGAGCAAGCAUGUGAAAAUCCUCCAAGGACUCCAAAUAAUCUCCCAGAAACAAACUAUUCCAGUGACAGUGAAAGAAAGACCAGCAAGUCAUCGUAUGGUGCCUAUGAAGAAAAUUUAACUGGAAAUACUAUCAAAACUGUUUAUUCUACUUCUGACCGGAGUAUAAUUGGAAAAGAUAUAUGUACAUACUGCAGGAAGCCCUUGGGCAUAGAUGCCAAAAUGAUCUUAGAUGCCUUGCAAAUUUGCUGUCAUUCGACCUGCUUCAAGUGUGAAGUGUGUAAAAGACCACUGGAAGAUCUGAAAGCAGGAGACAGCAUUUGGAUUUACAGACAAACUGUGCAUUGUGAGCCUUGCUAUUCCAAAGUUAAAGAGGAACCAAAAAGAAAAGGUGCUAUGCUGGACCUUGUUCCCACGAAAAAGGAUGGGCUGGUGGACAAUGUGAAGCUUAAGGGCAGCCUUGACUGCAGUGAGCAUGAAAUGCUGGAAUUCAGGAUCCGUAGGGCAACAAGGGAGGUCCACAGCAAGCUCACUACCUUCAGGAGACUUCAGGACUUCAGGAGAGCAGAUUUCAGCCUCUUCAGGGAUCUGAUUGUCCUGAAAGAGCUGAUUAUAGAGCAGCUCUUCUCCAUCCUCGAAGAUGUCCACACCUUACUGUAUACCUGCAGAAUGGAUAAAUGGGACCUCAAUCCAGAAAGACUGAUAGAACCAUCACUGUUGGGACCCAGGAGAACUGGCAUGGCAGGAGGAAUGAUGAAGGUUUUAUACUGGUCUGAUGAUCCAUUGCAGGAAAGAUCUCAAGUACUCUGCAAGUUACAUACUACAUGGAAGAGAGGGUCUGGAAAACAAAUUUGGAUUUAG
Messenger RNA from Chaetura pelagica (chimney swift), 1659 nucleotides. It is a transcript of the gene SCEL, whose product is annotated as sciellin. The transcript has 15 exons. Bases 1 to 1659 code for a protein of 552 amino acids. Gene Ontology annotation, biological process: epidermis development. Gene Ontology annotation, cellular component: cytoplasm. NCBI's taxonomy places the organism in Eukaryota, Metazoa, Chordata, Aves, Apodiformes, Apodidae. The record is from RefSeq and is a predicted model, not a curated record.